AUGGCGUCCCAGGAGCAGGUCCUCUUCCCCGCCACAGCGGUUUCGGACCCUUUAACCGUCCCCGAAGACUCGACUGCCGCCCGCCUCUUGAACCGCACCCUCAAGCUCUACCCAUUGGUUCUGUUACUGGCCUUCUUCGCCUCGAACGUCAUUUAUAGCAUACUCACGGCAAAGGAGGAGGAGGAGCUUGCUGUUGAUACCGAUGCCAGAGGCCCAGGUGGCAAGCCGUUGCCCAUCACAAAAAAGAAGCGGAAGGGCAACAAUGACAGUGACAGGAACCACUGGGGCCCGUGUCUGUCACCAGCCUCUCGGCUCGUCCUCAGGUCCAUCUCGUGCGUUCUUCUCCUAGCCUUCUGCGCCAAUGGCGUGGCGCACUUUGCCCACGUCAUUGAGGUGUGGCCAGCCCAGAAGAGAGGCGAAGACGUCUGGCGAGAGAGUGACGCGAUGAGUGUCUUCCUUAUCGGCGGCACGAACCUCUACCUAUACUUUCUGCUCUCCCUCUUCGAGGAUAACGACAGCCCUUCGGUGGUGCAUUUUGCGACCUGGACACUUGCCCUGAUUGUAGAAACCAUCAUCUGCCUCUGCUCUUUCCUCGUUGCGGAGGAGUGCACUGGCGACAACACGAGCACCUAUAACCCGAUGGAAGUUGCAGCGGAGGUUCUCAGCAAGUGGCAAGUCGUGGAUAUCGCCGUGUCUGCGGUGCGACUCGUGAUGCUGUUCGCCGUCGUGGCUAUGUAUGGAAUCCUUUGGAUCCAACAAGCCCUGGCCGAGCGGGAGAAGAGAGAGGCCGAUAAUGUUGAAGAAGCCACGCCACUUCUCCAUGAUUCUCGCACGUCAUACCACAUUCACAUUGGAAACGCAAACUCUAGCGGAAAUGCCAACGGUCUCCCCACGGGACACGCCAUUGGAAACGCUAAUGGAGGUGCCAUCGGUAGCGCCAACGGCCACGAAUCCCACACGCGCGAGGCUAAUGGCCGCAGUGUACGAGGAAGGACCACCCGCAAUCGGUCGGCUACACUUAAUGGCAACGGAGCGGCACCCGGUGCGACAGGUUCCUUCAGGGAUGAACAAGCGGCCUUCUACCGACCCGAGAAGAUUCCUCACAUGACUUGGUGGGAGUACCUGAGAGGGUACAAGGUUUUCUUCCCCUAUCUUUGGCCCAUGGAUUCGCUGCGUCUGCAGAUCCUCUUCGGGUUUUGUGUCGUCCUCCUGGUUGCCCAGCGCAUUGUCAACAUUGCCGUGCCUCUGCAGGUAGGCCGGCUCACCGACAGCCUGUCUUCCGGUGGCAGCCCGCCAUGGCUUCCGCUGGCCUUGUUCAUCAUCUACAAACUCCUUCAGGGCCCGUCGAUGCUACUGGGCGCUCUUCGCUUGAUUUUGUGGGUGCCCAUUUCCCAGUACUCCUACCGGGCCUUGACGACCUCGGCCUUUGAACACGUCCACUCGCUGAGCUUGGACUUCCACCUCGGAAAGCGAACGGGCGAGGUUCUGUCGGCACUUAACAAGGGCGCGUCUAUCAACCAGUUCCUCGAGCAGAUCACUUUCCAGGUGGGGCCAAUGCUCCUGGACUUGGGCCUGGCAGUCGUAUUCUUUUACAGAAUCUUCGAUGCGACCUAUGCAGUGAUCGUUUGCUGCAUCGCUUUCUGGUAUCUCUAUCUCACCGUCCGGAUGGCGCGGACCCGAGCCGACCAGCGCCGAGCUAUGACCAAUGCGGACAGGGAAGAAGAGGCAGUGAAGAACGACUCGAUCACUAGCUAUGAGACAGUCAAGUAUUUCAACGCCGAAGCUUGGGAAUUCAAAAGAUACCGUGACGCCAUCAGCGUCUUCCAGACCGCAGAAGCCCAGGUUACCUGGGGCAUCAACAAAAUGAACGUCAUCCAGGCCCUUGUCUUCAUGUCCGGCAUGGCUGUCGUCCUCGUUCUCGGGGCAUACCAGGUGACGAGCAAGCAACGCACCGUCGGCGACUUCGUUACUCUGAUCGCCUAUCUCGAGCAGCUGCAGAGCCCCCUGAACUUCUUCAGCACUUUCUACCGCAACAUUCAGCAAGCUAUGAUCUCAGGCGAGAGGCUACUGGAGCUGUUCAAGAUUAAGCCUACCGUCGUGGAUGCUCCUGGUGCGAAGCCGCUGAAAGAGUGCAACGGGCACAUUCGAUGGAACAAUGUCGCCUUCCACUACAGCGACCGUGCUCCUGCUCUCGAGAACCUCGACUUUGAGUGCGCUCCAGGCACCACGACGGCGUUCGUGGGCGAGUCCGGGGGAGGCAAGUCGACCAUUUUCCGGCUAAUGUUCCGCUAUUACAAUAGCACGAAGGGGAGCAUCGAAAUCGAUGGCAACGAUGUCAAGGAUCUGACCAUCGACUCCGUGCGGCGGUUCAUCGGAGUAGUGCCCCAGGACACCACCCUGUUCAACGAGACGUUGAUGUACAACCUGAGAUACGCAAACCCUGCAGCCACCGACGAGGAAGUCCACGAGGCGUGCCGGACCGCAAGCAUUCACGAUCGGAUCAUGUCCUUCCCUGAUGGGUACAAUACCAAAGUCGGCGACCGUGGGCUUCGACUGAGCGGAGGAGAGCGGCAACGCGUGGCCAUCGCACGGACCAUUCUGAAGAACCCCAGAAUUAUUAUGUUGGACGAGGCCACCUCUGCUCUCGAUGCACACACGGAGAAGGAGAUCCAAGGCAAGCUUGGUAAGAUUGGCGAAGGCCGUACGCUUCUGCUGAUUGCGCACCGGCUUUCCACCAUUACGCAAGCGGAUCAGAUCAUCGUCCUUAGUCAAGGAAAGAUUGUCGAGAAAGGCACGCACAACGAGCUUGUCCAAGCUAAUGGCAAAUAUGCCUCCAUGUGGGCCAAACAGGUGGAAGCAGAAAGAGCGGUCAAGGUGGCUCGGAUUGCGAGCAAGAAGGCCCACAAACUCAUGCGGAAGGCAAACAUCCCAGGCCGUCGCGAUGCCGAUAGCCAGUCCGACGUAGACGGAUAUAACAGCCUUGCAUCUUCCACCUUCCUCGCCGAAGGAGGUGAUGGGGCUUCAACUUCUGCUUCGAAAUGCGGAACGGUGAGCGAGGACACCUCCAGCUCUUCCCGCGCUUCUUCCGACACCGACUCUACCAAUUCAGAUCAUCAUGGUCACUAG
This is a messenger RNA of Sodiomyces alkalinus F11, 3126 nucleotides long. RefSeq names its product heavy metal tolerance protein. The transcript has 3 exons. Gene Ontology annotation, biological process: transmembrane transport. The record is from RefSeq and is a predicted model, not a curated record. The coding region runs from base 1 to 3126 and encodes 1041 amino acids. Gene Ontology annotation, cellular component: membrane. Lineage: Eukaryota; Fungi; Ascomycota; Sordariomycetes; Glomerellales; Plectosphaerellaceae. Gene Ontology annotation, molecular function: ABC-type transporter activity; ATP binding; ATP hydrolysis activity.